Archocentrus centrarchus (flier cichlid) is the source of this 2616-nucleotide messenger RNA. It is a transcript of the gene arf6a, whose product is annotated as ADP-ribosylation factor 6a. The record is from RefSeq and is a predicted model, not a curated record. The transcript has 2 exons. Gene Ontology annotation, molecular function: GTPase activity; GTP binding. NCBI's taxonomy places the organism in Eukaryota, Metazoa, Chordata, Actinopteri, Cichliformes, Cichlidae. The coding region runs from base 817 to 1344 and encodes 175 amino acids.
GCACCUUUUCCGGUAACACAGCACCGCCACCGCUGUGACUGAACGGCUGGAGAGAGAGGGAGGAAGAGAGAGACGGAGAGCGGCAAGAGCGGGGAGAAACGGUCCGGGGACAGGGGGGUGAUUGCCGCAGACGGGGAAGAGAAGAAAGUCGGAUGAAUCAAUGACCUUUUGAGAGCUCUUCCUCUGGAUGUCCCGGCGCAGAAACGGACCGGAGAGGUUUAAUUUAGGCGGUUUAAUAAGAAAAUCGCCGUGCUUUGAAAAUUCACCGCCUGGAAUUAGCUAAGGCCAAUUGUGGACAGCCGGCAGCCAAGGAGGAAGUGGGAACCCCCGGGCUUUGAACUGGGCCUGAUUUGUAUAGUCCGCUUACCGUUGAGAAGGCACUACUUUGUGUCAGGUCCGGCUCCGCUGAGAGCAACAGGAUUUCGAAAGGAGAAAAAGAGCUCGAAAUGCGGUUUUUGACGGAAGUCUGUGCUCAAAGGCGACUUUGAAACAUCUUUUUUUUUUUUUUCUUUUUUUUUUGGAGGCCAUUGGAUCAUGAAAAUAGACCCCCCCUCAAGUCUGUGAGGGCUCCAUAUGUACUGCUUCUGCUGAAUGCUCAGGUCAGAUCACCAUAGACCAGCUAACUGUACUGUACAAACUUGAAAGUCACCACCUUUUGUACAUUGACACUUGUGUCAGCCCACCGCUGCCAUCACGUGGGGGACUUUUUGUAGCAACACAGUGAAACUGUAACUCCUCAGUGGUACUCCUAUUUUUCUUCUCAUUGGAGAAGUUUCACUAUAUCUUCUAAAGAAGUAUUUAUGAACAUAAAACAAGAUGGGGAAAAUGCUUUCAAAGAUCUUUGGCAACAAGGAGAUGAGAAUAUUGAUGCUUGGACUUGAUGCUGCUGGGAAAACUACCAUCCUGUACAAGCUGAAGUUAGGACAGUCGGUCACCACCAUCCCCACCGUCGGUUUCAACGUGGAGACUGUCACCUAUAAGAAUGUGAAGUUCAACGUCUGGGAUGUGGGAGGACAAGAUAAGAUCAGGCCGCUCUGGAGACAUUACUACACAGGCACCCAGGGCCUCAUUUUUGUGGUGGACUGUGCCGACAGGGACAGGAUCGACGAGGCCAGGCAGGAGCUCCACCGAAUCAUCAACGACCGGGAGAUGAGGGACGCCAUCAUCCUGAUCUUUGCCAACAAGCAAGACCUCCCAGAUGCCAUGAAACCCCACGAGAUCCAGGAGAAGCUGGGCCUGACCCGGAUCAGAGAUAGGAAUUGGUACGUUCAGCCUUCGUGUGCGACGACAGGGGAUGGACUUUACGAGGGCCUGACCUGGCUUACCUCAAAUUAUAAGUCUUAAUGUUCCCCUCCCUUCUCACCAGCCUGGACACUUGGAGGCAACAGAAGUAGCUGAGAAUGAAAAAAAAAAUAAGUAAAAAAACAUGCAAUCAGAAGCAAUUAAUACCAUGACCUCUCUGCUGAGUAUGUAUCAAAGAGGGUAGCAAUUACUUCUAGUUUUUCUUUUUUUUUUUUUUUUUUUUUUUGAUAAUGAUGUCACUAUAACCACAGAUUUCAUUUAAACAAAACAAAACAAAAAAAAAAACCCAUUUCUUGGCUUUUUUUGUAGCUUGCUUUGGUUCACACUCUGUAUAACCAGCACUGUUUAAAUAUACAGUAAGCUUUCUUUUACUGCAAAUUCUUUAUUUUUUACCUCCUUUUUGUAUAAUUUCCUUUUUAGGGGACUAUGGGACACACAUUUAUAGUUUCGUCCCAUGCUUAGCUCUCUUUCAGUAUUCUCUCAGUCAUGACCCUGGCUACAUAUCCAAAGGAUGGGGGGGAAAGUCCAAAAAAAAAAAAAAAAGGAAAAAGCAUUGCCUACCACAUCAGCAUAUCAUUUUCGUGGCUGAAGCCGCCUCUAUAAUGUGUAAGAAUGUGUAUUAUGGAUAUGUUUGGACCUCCUUUCAUAAUUGAUUGUAUCGGAUGAAUGAGGACACGUGUUAGUGCUUAUUUCAUGUGCAGUGAUUCCAUCCAUAAUGUCUACUGUGGCGGUUUGUUUGAAAGACACUAUGCGGACGCUCGACAUUCACACACACUGUGAUAUGGAUAUAUAUAUUUUUGUUGUUUCAGGGUCAGAAUCUGUUACCACCAGUCUUAUCAUUUCCUCUCGAGCUUCCGUUACUGUUGAGUAUUUGUAGUUUUUUCGGCCGCCUUAGGAAGGGACCUGGGUUUACAGGUGUCCCCGAAAUCGAGACAGCAGAAGGUUUUAUCGGCCGCUGAGUUUGCACUGUGGGAGAGAGGCGCGGAGGGAGGGAGGGGGUUGGUUAGCAGCGAGCUGGCUGUGCACAUUUUUACUCUCUGUGACUGACUUUUGGACCCCAGCAAGUGUUGACCAAGUCCACUCCCCCCUCCACCAUCACCACCUCCAGUGCAGGUGCUUCAGUGACUGCAACCCCUUCUUCUCCUUCUUCUUCUUUUCUUAUUUUUUUUUUUUUUUUCAAAUCAUCAUCAGCCCAUGUGGUCCUGCAAACACCGAUCGACUAUUCUGUUAACGCUUCUCAGAUGCCACUGUUUUAUUUCUUUUCCUUUUCUUUUGCUAUGCUGAUGAAAUAAUAAAAAAAAUAUAUCCAGAUCA